AUGACAACUUCUCUGCCUUCUUGGAUUCCGUGUAAAUCCAACAGCAGCUUUUUUGCUCCGAAUUUUGGUCCGUACUUGUAUGAGCAACUCACAAAGCCUUCGGUGCUAUUUGAGUCAACUCAUGAAAACUUGCAAUAUUCAGACGAGGGUUUGAGUCUCAGCAUCAAUACUCGAGGCGACUCACCACAUAUCAAAACACAGCUCUUCAUGUUUCAUGGAAAAGUAGGGGUGGAUAUCAGAAGAGCUCCAGGACGAGGUAUCGUCUCGGCAUUCUACCUCAUCAGCGACGAUUUGGACGAAAUUGAUUUUGAGCUUUUAGGCGGAGACACGGAUCAAGUUCAAACAAACUUUUUUAUCAAAGGAAAUGUCUCCAACUAUGAAAGGGGAAUGGAUCACAAAAUCAACCCCGAACCUCUGUUUCAUCGUUACGAGAUAGAAUGGACUCCUCACCAUAUACGCUGGUAUGUCGAUCGAUUCCUACUCCGAGAGGUUCCACAUACAAAUCCACACGGAUUCCCAACGUCUCCCGUGAACAUAAACUUUAGUCUUUGGGCCGGAGGAGACUCCGAACUCAAUCACUGGACCAUCCAAUGGGCUGGCGGAUACACAAACUAUGACGAGGUACCUUUCACAAUGACUGUACGUAACCUUGUGGUUCAGGACUACUCCAGCAAAACUUCUUACUGUAUCAAUGGCUCCUGGAAUACAUCAUCAGCUGAUGCAUCGGAAGUUGCAGCCGUGGUUCCGCAACUUUGUUCGUCGACAUUGGAUCUGGGUACUGCAGACAAGACAGGACUUCUGAGAUCAACCCCACCAGCCACUUUCGAUACAAUUUCAAAACCUGUCCCAAAAACCUCUCCAUGUUCCACUUCCGUUAUUCCUACUUCCAUCACGCGCUACAAAAGCCCAGCAACAAAGCCAAGACCAUUUUUCUUUUGGUAUUGA
This is a messenger RNA of Meyerozyma guilliermondii ATCC 6260, 945 nucleotides long. RefSeq names its product Crh12p (gene CRH12). The record is from RefSeq and is a predicted model, not a curated record. Gene Ontology annotation, molecular function: hydrolase activity, hydrolyzing O-glycosyl compounds. NCBI's taxonomy places the organism in Eukaryota, Fungi, Ascomycota, Pichiomycetes, Serinales, Debaryomycetaceae. The transcript has a single exon. Gene Ontology annotation, biological process: carbohydrate metabolic process. Bases 1 to 945 code for a protein of 314 amino acids.